This is a messenger RNA of Oreochromis niloticus (Nile tilapia), 1609 nucleotides long. RefSeq lists its product as uncharacterized. The transcript is spliced from 8 exons. Lineage: Eukaryota; Metazoa; Chordata; Actinopteri; Cichliformes; Cichlidae. Gene Ontology annotation, cellular component: membrane raft; external side of plasma membrane. Bases 48 to 1073 code for a protein of 341 amino acids. The record is from RefSeq and is a predicted model, not a curated record. Gene Ontology annotation, molecular function: MHC class II protein binding; protein tyrosine kinase binding. Gene Ontology annotation, biological process: T cell activation; positive regulation of ERK1 and ERK2 cascade; interleukin-15-mediated signaling pathway.
CUGUGACAGUCGAGAUUGAGAACAAGAAAGAAGUGAGACAGAGAAGCAUGAUGGAUGAAUUCAGAUGGAUUCAAAUGUUUGUGUGUCUGAUGCUGAUGAUUCAGAUUCCAGUAUCUGUAACUGUUACCUCCAUUUUUAUGAAAGUUGGAGAUGACGUCACUCUGCCUUGUCUAAAUGUGGUAAAUGAAAAGAAUAACUGCGAUGGUACUACGUGGACCUUUGCUUCAAGAAACAAACAAACAGCAGAGCUGAUCACACUUGGACAGAUUGGUGAAAAUCCCAAAACUAAAUCAGACAGAUUGAGUGUUACAGCGAACUGUUCUCUGGUUAUAAAGAAGCUCACGGUUGAGGAAGUUGGUCAAUAUUCCUGUGAUCAUCACAAAUUACGAGAAAUACAAACACAACACACUCUGUUUCAUCAGUCUCAGGUUGAUCUCUCUGCUAUUACCUUGACUGAACAUAAGGAAACUGAUAAGGUGACGUUAAGCUGCUCUGUGGUGACACAUGCAGAGUGUCAUCACACAGUGAAGUGGCUGAUUGGAGGUCGAGAUGUGAACAAAGAGAGCAAACAAAUAGUGACUUCACAGACUGACUGCUCCACCACUCUGUCUUUUCUGAUUUAUCACCAUAUUUACAACUCAAGAUAUAACACUGUGAAGUGUGAAGUGACUGAUACCAAAACAGGGAAAGUGCAACUGUUUACCCUUAGCCAUCAGCCCUCAGGUGAGGAAACAGGUGACAAUAAAACUACACAGAAACCAACAAGAACAACUGAAAGCAGCACAAAAUCACAAACAACCACAACAAUGAUGAAAGAUGCUUCACAAGAUUUUUCUGCAUCCUUGAGAUUCAUUAUUGUUUCUGUGGGUUUAGCAGCACUUUUAAUAACUACUGUGACAAUCAACAUAUGGACAAGAACUACUGGGAACAAAACACAGACGAAUAAAACCACAGGACUGAGUUUAAACCCUGCAGGGACUCAGUCUGCUCCUCAAACCGUUCCAGACUUGGUGAGUUCACACACUACUUCAUACUUUCACCGCGAGAGAGUUAAAAACAAGAACAUAUACUGAACAGACCAGGAGUUGCAAAAUGUGAGGUCCGGAGUCAUGAUGGAGUUGAUGUAGUGACGUGCAGCACUGUGAAGGCUCCUUCCUCUUCUGUUACAGCCACUCCUGAUCCCAGCAGUGUGCUCUACUGUACAUUUUCCUGUCACAUAGCUGACUGAAAGGUGGGGAUUUUUCAACAAAAGGUCUUUGUUGUAAAUGAGACAUUGACUCUCAAUGUGACCACUAGUAUAAAUAAAGGUUAAGUUUAAAAAAAAAAGUAUAUAUCAUUAACUAGUCUGUAUAUGUACCUCUUCCCCAGUGUUGAAAAUUUUAAAUUCAGAACCUGUUUGCACAUUUCCUGGUUGCUUGAUCAAAAUUUCUGUUAUAAUCAUCAAUAAAUACACCAAAAAUAGUUUAAAUAUAUCUUUUACACUGGUUUUAUGCUGCCAUAUUCUCAAAGUAGUUUAUUGUUUGAUGUCCUGUCUAAAUAACUUCAAUAACCAUUUGUAUUCAUUAAUGAAUAACUGUCUGAUUUCUAAUAUUAAAAGAAAUAGAAACUG